UAGGAAAGAUAUCUUCAGCUACAUUGACAUUGCCAACAACUUCUCACUGACCAAAAACAGCGUGCGUGUGGGACAGCUGAUGCACUUCGACUACUCCAGCCACAAGUAUGUCUUCUCCAUCAGCAACAACUUCAAGUCCCUGCUGCCGGACGCCUCUCCUAUUCUCGGCAAGCAUUACAGCAUAUGUGCGGUGGUGGGAAACAGCGGCAUCCUGACUGGAAGCCACUGCGGCUCAGAAAUCGACCAGGCUGACUUUGUCUUCCGCUGCAACUUUGCCCCCACGGAGGUCUACUCUAAGGAUGUGGGCAAGAAGACCAACUUGACCACCUUCAACCCCAGUAUCUUGGAGAGGUACUACAAUAACCUGCUGACCAUUCAAGACAGAAAUAAUUUCUUCCUCAACCUGAAGAAACUGGAGGAAGCCAUUUUGUGGAUUCCCGCCUUCUUCCUGCAUACCUCAGCCACAGUAACCAGGACCCUGGUGGACUUCUUUGUGGAGCACAAGGGCCAGCUGAAGGUCAAACUGGCCUGGCCAGGAAAUAUAAUGCACGAUGUCAAUAAAUACUGGAAGACUAAAAACCUAUCCCCCAAACGGCUCAGCACCGGAAUCCUCAUGUACACGCUGGCUUCCGCCAUGUGCGAUGAGAUCCACCUCUACGGCUUCUGGCCCUUUGGCUGGGACCCCAACACGGGCAAGGAGCUGCCUUACCACUACUAUGACAAGAAAGGGACCAAAUUCACCACCAAGUGGCAGGAGACUCACCAGCUGCCCAGCGAAUUCAAGCUACUCUAUAAACUGCACAGGGAAGGUGUGACCAAACUCAGCCUGUCACACUGCAGUUAGACUGCAGAGGCCGUGACCCAGAUCCACAUCAGCUCAUCGCAGACCUCCAUCACAGUUGCGUAGUGCAUGAUAAAUGUAAACACAAUGAUUGAAACACUCAUUUUAGAAACACGCCGAGGUUCGCUCACUUCACCAAUCACAUGCUUUAUUUCCAUAUUAAUGUGUUCAGUACUGUUUACUCUCAUUACUUUCCCAUUGUUGUCCAGUAAUAUUUGGUCAUUUUUUUGGCCAAGGUUGGAAA
Messenger RNA from Thalassophryne amazonica, 1085 nucleotides. RefSeq names its product sia-alpha-2,3-Gal-beta-1,4-GlcNAc-R:alpha 2,8-sialyltransferase-like. The transcript has 2 exons. Gene Ontology annotation, biological process: N-glycan processing; oligosaccharide metabolic process. Lineage: Eukaryota; Metazoa; Chordata; Actinopteri; Batrachoidiformes; Batrachoididae. The coding region runs from base 80 to 844 and encodes 254 amino acids. The record is from RefSeq and is a predicted model, not a curated record. Gene Ontology annotation, molecular function: alpha-N-acetylneuraminate alpha-2,8-sialyltransferase activity.